Molecule: messenger RNA, 189 nt
Organism: Xiphias gladius (swordfish)
Lineage: Eukaryota; Metazoa; Chordata; Actinopteri; Istiophoriformes; Xiphiidae
Product: procyclic form-specific polypeptide B-alpha-like
Exons: 3
Source: RefSeq, a predicted model, not a curated record
CAACCCCAACCCCAACCCCAACCCCAACCCCAACCCCAACCCCAACCCCAACAACCCCAACCCCAACCCCAACCCCAACCCCCAACCCAACCCCAACCCCAACCCCAACCCCAACAACCCCAACCCCAACCCCAACCCCAACCCCAACCCCAACCCCAACCCCAACCCCAACCCCAACCCCAACCCCAA